Messenger RNA from Dermacentor andersoni, 1897 nucleotides. The record is from RefSeq and is a predicted model, not a curated record. Lineage: Eukaryota; Metazoa; Arthropoda; Arachnida; Ixodida; Ixodidae.
UUGCAAGGCUACAAUGGUGAAUGGCGACCGGUAGCGUAUGCAUCUCGUGUAUUAACCCGAGCCGAGCAAAGCUAUGCACAAAUUGAAAAGGAGGCGCUCGGAAUUUGUUUUAGCUGUGAAAGGUUUCACGAGUUUUUGUACGGAAGAAAAGUGCUUAUCGAAACAGACCACAAGACUCUUAUAGCGAUCGCACAAAAGUAAAUCGCCGACAUGCCAUCGCGAGUGCAAAGAUUCUUUUUGCUGCUACUAAAAUACAACUUUGUCUUACAGUACCUUCCAUGCAAACAGCUGGUUCUCGCUGACAUGUUGUCACGCUCAACGGCUGACCAGGGCAAAGAUCAAGUUGGCACUACUUCUGGUACCACAGACGACGUGGAGAUCCAUGCGGUGCAGUCCUUGGGCUACAUGGUCACUUAUGAAACGCAGCGGUUACUGCAGCAAGAAACGUCUCGUGACGUAUACCUACAGACCGUGAGGAAGCGCUUAAGAAGCGGGCAGCCGGUGAAUGGGGAAGUCAAGCUAUUUGCGAAAGAACUGUCGGUCGUUAAUGGAAUAGUGCUGAAGGGCUCGAAAGUUGUAAUACCGAAGAGUAUGCGACAAAGCAUCCUGAACAGGAUACAUGCUGGCCACCUCGGGUUGCAAAAGUGCAAAGAGAGGGCCCGAACUCUUGUAUUUUGGCCCGGUCUGAACGGCGAAAUCGCUGCGCUAGUAGAAAGCUGCGCAACCUGCCGAAAGUACGCGUACAGGCAACCACAUGAACCACUUCAAAUGCGGCCAGUUCCAAAAUGUGCUUGGUAUAGGGUCGGCGUAGAUAUCUUUUCUUAUGCUGGAAAUUCGUACGUGGUUGCUUACGACGCCUUUUCGAAUUUCCCUGAGGUUGAGAAACUUGACGACACAACUGCAGCAACUACGAUCGCAGCCCUUAGCGCCAUGUUCGCCAGGUACGGCGUACCUGUAGAAGUUUGCACGGAUAACGGACCCCAGUUUUCAAGCCAUGAAUUUGCCAGAUUUGCCAAAACCUACGACUUCAGCGAUGUAACCUCCAGCCCCCGUUAUCCGCAGUCGAACGGCUUGGCUGAGAAAGGUGUGCAAAUCGUAAAGCGCAUCCUGAAAAAGACUCGAGAGGCGAGGGAGGACUUCUGGCUGGGUUUACUAGCCUAUCGCUCAACACCAUUGGAAGAUGGGCAUUCUCCGGGUGAGCUUCUGCAAAAAAAAAGGCUACUUUGUUCUGACCUUCCCGACUUCGGUAGGGUGUCCCCUGUGAGGAAGCACCACCAAGCCAAGGCCGGGAAGCCUUUGCCAAUACUGCGCAGAGGCACGAAGGUGAGGCUGCAGGAUGCGACUUCGUGGUCCCCAAAAGCGAAGGUCGUUGGUGAAACUGCUCCGCGUUCCUAUUUGGUACGAACGCAAGAUCACCGUGUUCUGCGGCGCAACCGCCGACAUCUACUUCGGACGGGUGAACAGCAUAGCGGUGAAAGUGAUGACGACUGCGAGGAGAUUCCACCAUGUGAAAGCUCCCGUGCGCCGGCGCCUGCAGCACCAGCUGAACCAACAGCGCAAGCCUCCGAGGCGUCUUCUCUAGAAAUAGCCGUAGUAUCAAUGCCACCAGCAAGUGACGGCAAUCCUUCGCCUGGCAUCCAACCGACGCAUGCUACUAGAAGCUCGACUCGUGUGGUCCGGCCUCCCCAGAAGCUUCAUUAUGAUAAACAUUUUCAGCAAGUGUCAUAAGUUUUGGCAAAUGUGUAUAUGUAUCUAAGUCUCUUUUGUUUGUUGCCCGAGGGAGGAUGUAUCUGACACGUUUACUGAUUAUAUCAGCGCGGAUGCGCAUCGGUGAUGCGCAGUAUGUACAGCGCGCUGCAUUCACGUCUUUAUAAGCCACGCUCUCAAUAAAUCUUUG